Molecule: messenger RNA, 4980 nt
Organism: Eutrema salsugineum
Lineage: Eukaryota; Viridiplantae; Streptophyta; Magnoliopsida; Brassicales; Brassicaceae
Exons: 37
Coding region: 1-4752 (1583 amino acids)
Source: RefSeq, a predicted model, not a curated record
AUGAGUAGCAAGAGAUCGCUCAAGAGAGUAUUGGAUCUAGGCGAUGAUGAUGAAGAAAAAGAUAAGUUUUACAAGCUCAAGGUUCUGUUACCAAACAGCACAAAUGUGACACUCGAACUCACUAACACAGAAUCCGAAAUGUCAAUGAAGAAUUUCGUUAACCAGGUGAAAGAAGUGUCUGAAAAAACUAGGAAAAAUUGUGUCUUGUCUGGUAAGAAGAGGAAACAGGUUGAUUGGGAGAGGGCUGCUAAGUCUUUUCUCGAGUUUAACGGUGAAAAGAUUAAAGGAACCGUUCGAUUUGAGAUGUUUAAGCCUGACUGGUGUAAUAUACUACGUCUUGAUGAUGGGUCUGGUUCUGGAGAAGCUUCCAUUAUGUAUGAGAAUAUGUGGGACUUAACACCCGACACUGAUCUGCUUAAAGAACUACCUCAAAAUUAUAGCUUCGACACAGCUCUUGCGGAUCUUAUUGAUAAUUCAUUGCAAGCUGUGUGGUCUUGCUCCACGGGAGAACGAAGACUGAUUAGCGUGGAUGUUCUCGCAGAUCGUAUUUCAGUCUUUGAUUCUGGUCCUGGAAUGGACAGUAGCGAGGAAAACUCUAUUGCUAAAUGGGGGAAAAUAGGGGCGUCCAUACAUAGAUCUCAUAAAUCCAAAGCUAUUGGAGGGAAACCUCCAUAUCUUAUGCCUUUCUUUGGGAUGUUUGGAUAUGGAGGUGCUUAUGCUUGUAUGCAUUUGGGAAGGCGUACUUUGGUGUCUUCAAAGACUAAACAGUCAAAGAAAGUAUUCACCUUGCAACUCAAUAAAGAAAAUUUGAUUGGCAAUCGUUCUAACUCAGGAAAAAACUGGAAGGUGGAUGGUGGAAUGAGGGAUCCUUUAGAUGACGAAAUUACGUUAUCUCCUCAUGGAAGCUUCACAAAGGUUGAGAUAUUUGAACCCAAAGGUAGAAUCCCAGAAAUAGAUCAACUUCGGUGCAAACUUAAGGAUAUUUAUUUUCCUUACAUCCAGUGUGAUGAAAUCUCCAAAACGGGGAAGACUUUAACGCCUGUAGAGUUUCGGGUCAAUGGAAAAGAUUUAGCUGGGGUAAUUGGUGGAGAGGUUGCCACCACCAACCUAAACUCCUCCAAGGGUGAUGAAUUUUGGUUUCAGAUUCGAUUUGUUGACAAAAGAAAAGGGAGUACAUCACAAGAGGCAAACGCUCGACUCAAGUUUCUUUAUUUUCCAAUCAUCAACGGUAAGGAGAGCAUUAAUACAAUUUUGGAAACCUUAGAGAAGGAUGGGAACAAAGUUUCUCAAAGCUUUGAAACGUUUGGUCGUGUUUCUGUACGAAGGCUCGGUCGUUUACUCCCAGAAGUCCCUUGGAAAUCAAUUCCGUUUAUGGAAAGAGGAGCCAGAGCCUCGACCUUACAGAAAUGUUGCCAAAGGGUGAAAUGCUUUGUUGAUUUGGAUGCGGGGUUUAGCCCAUCGCCUUCAAAAACUGACCUUGCAAGCCAAAACCUAUUCACUCUGGUUCUGAAAAAUUUUGGUAGUAAAUUGAAAGAGAAGGAUACAGAUGUCAGUAUCGUGAUUCAUAAAGGAGGAAAAUGCAUGAAUUACGUGCAACUGGAACAGAGUUUUCAGGCUUGGGUUCUUGAUAUGCAUAAGUCUUAUGAUGAAGAACAUGCAUCAGGUGAAGAUGACGCAAUUGUUAUAUGUGAUUCUUUGGAUAACAAAGCUCUUGGCAUUUCGCUUGAUUGUAAAGCUGUGAGGGUGCACAAUGUAAUGAAGAGAAAAGGGAUGUCAUGGGAACGUGGACAGAAGAUCAAGAUUCUCAAAGGAGCAUGUACAGGAGCUCACAAGAACGAUGUCUAUGCGACUAUUGACUAUUUCCUUAUAGAAAAUUUCGAGGACGAAACUGGCGGUGAUGCCCGGAUUAUAUGCAGGCAAAUCAAUUUCUCUGAGUCUGAGGGAUGCGAGCUUUCAAUCAUUAAAGGAAUUUCAAGACUGGAAAUUAGAAAGUCUUCAUCUUUCCCAAUCAGUAUUAUAGACUCUGGAAAUUGUGUACAUCUGGAUGAAACCGAAUGGAAUAAAAAACUCGAAAGGCAAAAGGAAAAAGAUCCAUCCAGAAUCGAUUUGCUAGACGACAGAGAUUGCUCUGCAUUGAACCUUAAUGGGGAGUCAACACUUGCUGAUACAAUGUGUGCCGGACAAACUCCUCCGCAACAGAUUGUUGCAGUUGUUAGACCUGGUUGCUUCACAUCUUCAAAGAUGUCGAAAAAGUUGGAUCAGAAGCAAAUUGUGAAGAUGGAUGGAGAGAUGGUCGUGGAAGUGGAAUAUAUACAAGACUGCAAUAUGAAAUCAAAGGAAAAGAAUGCAGAACCUUUGUAUACGGAUUGUUCUUUUCCUACAUCACGUGGAGGGUUUCAUGGUCUUUACAUAUUUCCACUUGAGUCCAAGUUCCCAACCAUGUUCAAGAAAGCUGGGACUUACAAUUUUUCAUUCUCUGUUGGAAAUUCAAUUACUUGUAAGAAAAAGGUGGUUGUCAAAUCAUCUUCGAAGGUGGGAAGUUGGAAACUUGCUAGUAACCAGGAGACCAUUAAUGUCCGUGUGGGAUCGUCUCUUCCUCCUUGCUCUAUCGCUUGCUUGGAUGAGUAUGAGAAUCAUAUACCAUUCACUUGUGUUCCAAGUCUGGAAGUUAAACUAAAAGCCAGCCAGGGAUUCGAAGUCCCCAUUGAAAAGAUUGACGCCAGCCUGAUUGACCGUGGAAUUCUCAAAGUCAAGAAUAUGCUCGUGGAGACUGAUGGUUUAGAUCAGAUCAGACCAGAUUAUAAAGCAACCUUAGAGAUAUGCUCAAAGGACGAACCAUUUUCUGUCUCGGUUGCUUGUAAAGUUAAUCCUGGGCCUCUGAAGCGUGUUGUCGAGAAUAAUUCACAGGCUUUGGAAAAUUUGCUUCCAGGUUCUACUGUUGAAGAUUAUAUCUUGCAGAUGUUAGAUGGAUAUAAUAACCAUGUUGCAGAAGGUACCAAUGUUAAGAUUUGUAUUGAUGGCUAUUCUAUCCAAGACUCGAACUCGAUGGGCUUAAACCGAAAGGUUGAUAGUCAUGGCUGCAUUGAUCUGUCUGGAAUUCUCAAAGUCACAGCAGGCUAUGGAAAAUCUGUUUCACUCGCUGUUAUGUCUGGCAAAAAAGAGAUCUUCAAGAAAGAGUCUCUUAUUGAGAAAAGAGAGCUCGUGCUCUUAACAAAGCUGCCCGAGUACUGUACUGCUGGUUCAAAUCUUACAAACCUCAUUUUCAAAGUUACGGAAUCAGAUGGUUCUUUGGAUACAAGUAUUCAUGAUGACGAAAAAUCCGGAUGUUCCCACACAAUGAGCAUUGAAUCCGAGUCAAGCAGCGUUGAGAGUGGAGUCAGAUAUGCCUUUCUCCAUGGUACCUGCAAAAUUCCUUCUCUCUCUCUGCCUGAGACAGAGGGUGCCUUCUCCUUCAAGGUUUUCCAUUCUAGGUAUCCCGAGCUUCAUAUGAUCUUAAAGAUUCAGUUAACUUCUCCUCAAACAUUUGAAAUUGAUGAAGCUGGGUGUUCAACACCUUAUCCAAGGAUUUGCCUUACACCUCAAUCAAAGAUGGGUUCAACCACAAAUCCAUUGGUGACUCCAACUCAAGAGACUCCAAGCUCACAGUGUAGAGUUUUGGCCAUGAGGACAGUGUCAUCAUUGGCUCUCAGUAGCCAAACUAGCCCAAUGGAUAUGGAACAGUACACUGGGAUGCUAAAAGCAAAUCUCAGUAGUUACAUCGAACGCAGAGCGGAAACAUAUGAGCGUCUAAAAUGUUUGGAAGUUGAAAAAGAACAUGCUGAGCAAGAGUUGCGUACCUUGCAAGCUUCUCUGGAACAUCUCAGUGCUGCGUUCCCAGAAUGCUUAUCGACCAAAGAAAUAAUCAUGAAAAAGAUCGAAGAGAUGCAUCAAGACACUGCUGCAUCGGUUUUCUGUUCUUUGUACCGAAAUGCUCCGUCUCCGAGGUCUCUGUUUUUGUCGAAGAAAGGAGUGUUUGGCCUGGUCGUGACGCUUGCUACAGUUGACUCCACUUCCCUUAGCAGGGUAUUGUCUGAGUAUUUGGGAGAAGACACAAUGCUAGCUUUGGUAUGCAGAUCGUCACGAUUUGUACCUAAUAGUGCUGAGUAUCUCAGGCUUCAAACUGAAGCAGCUAGGCUCGGAAGAUCGAUAAGCAAUCGGUUUCUUGUUCUAUGUCUUGAUGCAAUCAGACCUUGGAUUGAUGGACUUGUGGAGAACGAUCCUCAGAGGAAAUUAGCCAUGGAUGAUCCAAAGCUGCCCGAUGGGGAACCUAUACCGGGUUUCAAAGGCUAUGCAGUGAAUUUGAUUGAUCUAGCUCCUGAGGACUUGCACAUAAAAACAUAUGCGGGUCACGGGCUUAGAGAGACUCUGUAUUAUGGUCUCUUUGGGAAUUUACAAGUUUACGAGACCCAAGCACAUGUUGUAGAAGCUCUUCCACACAUUCAUGGUGGUGGUGCAGUAUCUUUAGAUGGUUUUAUCGCAAAAGGAAACGGAUUUCUUUAUUCUGGGUGCAGCAAAACGGAAAUUCAUUUCCCGAUAACAGUAACGGAAAAUGAAGGAGAGAAGCUGAGACAACUAGAAGCAGCAAAAGACAGACUGAGAAUGGUGGAAGAGAAGAUACUGGAGGACAGGUUUUCUUUGUGUAAGUUAGAGAAGAAAUUGAAGGAGACUAAUGAAACAUUUGACAAUACAACAAAAAUUUCUUUUGAGGACUAACUCAGAGAAUAUCCGCCUUAAAGGGACUUACGAGCACAACGAUUAAACAUUGUGGCUUACUAGUUGGUAUUGCGAGUUCGGGUAAUCGGUUUGGUUUUUUGGGUUGUUUUUUGGUUCUCAAUGUUUUGUUUUCAUUGUUUUUUGUUUAAGGAUAUUUUGUUGUGAAUAUAAUCUGGAUAGUGGUCGGUUCAGUCUUGUAAGUUUCCAACUAAAUGGAUGAUAUCUAAA